AUGAGGCGUAUCCAUCCUCUGUCAUUUCAGACUCAAAGGCAGUACCUCGAGGCUACCAAUGAGAGCAACCGAAUCUUCCUGUAUUGCGCCUUCCUGGACUUCAGCUCCGGAGAAGGCAUCUGGUCGAACCAGGGCUGCGCUCUCACCGAAGGGACCCUCAGCUACUCUGUCUGCCGCUGCACGCACCUCACCAACUUCGCCAUCCUGAUGCAGGUGGUCCCGCUGGAGCUCACGCGCGGACACCAGGUGGCGCUCUCGUCCGUCAGCUACAUCGGCUGCUCGCUGUCCGUGCUCUGCCUGACCAUCACGCUCGUCACCUUCGCCGUGCUAUCCUCGGUCAGCACGAUCCGGAACCAGCGCUACCACAUCCACGCCAACUUGUCCUGUGCCAUCCUGGUGGCCCAGGUCCUGUUGCUCGUUAGCUUCCGAUUCGAGCCGGGCACGACCCCGUGCCAGGUGCUGGCCAUGCUCCUGCACUACUUCUUCCUGAGCGCCUUUGCGUGGAUGCUGGUGGAAGGGCUGCAUCUCUACAGCAUGGUGAUCAAGGUCUUUGGAUCAGAGGACAGCAAGCACCGCUACUACUAUGGGAUCGGAUGGGGUUUUCCUCUUCUGAUCUGUAUCAUUUCAAUAGUCUUUGCCAUGGACAGUUACGGAACAAGUAAGAAUUGCUGGCUGUCGCUCGGGAAUGGUGCCAUCUGGGCCUUCGUAGCUCCUGCCCUGUUCAUCAUCGUGGUCAACAUGGGCAUCCUCGUUGCGGUGACCAGGGUCAUUUCACAGAUCAGCGCCGACAACUACAAGAUACAUGGAGAUCCCGGCGCCUUCAAGUUGACAGCAAAAGCUGUGGCCGUGCUGCUGCCCAUCCUGGGAACCUCGUGGGUCUUUGGCGUGCUUGCUGUCAACAACCAGGCUGUGGUCUUUCAGUACAUGUUUGCCGUACUCAACUCCUUACAGGGAUUUUUCAUCUUCCUUUUUCACUGUCUCCUGAAUUCAGAGGUGAGAGCUGCUUUCAAGCAUAAAACCAAGGUCUGGUCCCUCACGAGCAGCUCCACCCGCCAGGCCAACGCGAAGCCCUUCAACUCGGACAUCAUGAAUGGGACCCGGCCUGGUACAGGCUCCACCAAGCUCACCCCUUGGGACAAGAGCAGCCACUCCGGGCACCGCGUGGACCUGUCUGCCGUGUGAGCAGAGCGGCCGCGGACCCGGCAGCCUGCCGCUCAGAACCCCCCGACCCGCCGCAGACAGCACGCAAGCAUCGCUCUGCCUUCGCCACUGGGACCC
This is a messenger RNA of Eubalaena glacialis (North Atlantic right whale), 1278 nucleotides long. Its product is annotated as adhesion G-protein coupled receptor D1. Gene Ontology annotation, cellular component: membrane. The coding region runs from base 1 to 1182 and encodes 393 amino acids. The transcript is spliced from 12 exons. Gene Ontology annotation, molecular function: G protein-coupled receptor activity. The record is from RefSeq and is a predicted model, not a curated record. Gene Ontology annotation, biological process: adenylate cyclase-activating G protein-coupled receptor signaling pathway; cell surface receptor signaling pathway. NCBI's taxonomy places the organism in Eukaryota, Metazoa, Chordata, Mammalia, Artiodactyla, Balaenidae.